Lotus japonicus is the source of this 1418-nucleotide messenger RNA. Its product is annotated as mitogen-activated protein kinase kinase kinase 20-like. Gene Ontology annotation, molecular function: protein kinase activity; ATP binding. Gene Ontology annotation, biological process: protein phosphorylation. Lineage: Eukaryota; Viridiplantae; Streptophyta; Magnoliopsida; Fabales; Fabaceae. The coding region runs from base 165 to 1187 and encodes 340 amino acids. The record is from RefSeq and is a predicted model, not a curated record. The transcript has a single exon.
CAUAUAUAAACAAACAAGAGGGUUUUCAUUCUUGUAAAGCCACAUUCUUCUCUACUUGUCUUUCUUUCUUUUCUUCUUCACAAAGCAAAAUUAGCAACAACCAAAAAAAACAGAGCAAAAACAGAGAACAAGAAAACAGAGCAAAAACAGAGUACAGUGUCAUCAUGGAUUGGGUACGAGGAGAUUUGAUUGGUCGUGGAAGCUUUGCCACCGUCAGUUUAGCUAUACCCACUGGAAGUUCUUCUUCAACCCGUUUUCCUCUUCCGACCGUCGUGAAAUCCGCCGAGGCUUCCACCUCUUCUUCUCUGGAGAAUGAGAAAAACGUUCUUGAUCGGUUGGGUUCAUCAUGCCCAAGAAUCAUUCGGUGUUUCGGCGGUGAUCGCACCUUUGAAAACGGUGAGGAGAGGUUCAACUUGUUCCUUGAGUACGCCGCCGGUGGAAGCCUUGCCGAUCAGGUGAAAUUCCACGGUGGUCGGAUUCCGGAGAAUAAAGUUCGGAGUUACACUAGGUCCGUUGUGGAGGGGCUUCUGCAUAUUCAUAGCAAUGGGUUUAUUCACUGUGAUAUCAAGCUUCAGAACAUUCUGGUGUUCGGCGAUGGUGAAGUGAAGAUUGCUGAUUUCGGUUUGGCGAAGGAGGUAGGGGUGGAACAGGAACAGGGGAAGGGGUUUGAAUGCAGGGGGACGCCGCUGUUUAUGUCGCCGGAAUCGGUUAAAUCCGGCGAGAAUUUACCGCCGGCGGAUGUUUGGGCUCUGGGGUGUGCGGUGGUGGAGAUGGUGUCCGGGAAGCCGGCGUGGAAUGUUGAGAAGGAUUCGAGUAUGUGGUCGUUGUUGCUUCGAAUUGGUGCCGGAGAAGAGUCGCCGGAGAUACCAGAGGAGGUAUCGGAAGAGGGGAGGGAUUUUCUUGAGAAGUGUUUCGUGAAGGAUCCGAGGAAGAGGUGGACGGCGGAGAUGCUCUUGAAGCACCCUUUUGUUGCGGCGGUUCCGUUGAAGGAGUCGCCGAGGUGCCACUUUGAUUUCCCAGAUUGGGUCUCUAGCGUUCCGAGCUCGCCGGAAUCUGAAGAGACUUGCCUGUGGGAUUUUCAGUCGCCGCCGUGUUCGCGUUCUCCGGUGGACCGGCUUCAGCAACUCGUGACGGUUCAAUCGCCGGUAAAUUGGUCGGUAUCAGAUAGUUGGUCUACUGUUAGGUGAAAUCAGAAGUAGAAAUUUGAUAAUUUUAGUUUUGAUUAGAUUUUGAUUAUUUGGAUUUGAUGAUUCUAAUCUUCAAUUAGUAUGUAAAUUGAAUAGGAUUAGUAUUAGUAUAUGAUAUUAGUAUAUAUAUGAAUCUUUGAUCUUACAUGAUGGAAGAGUUUUAACUGGCACUGCUUGUGGCCAAUUGUACAGAGGCUGAUUUUGUAAUAGUAAGCCAUAUUUUUCCCAUUC